AUGAGGCCGGAGAGCCACUGCUCCCUGAGACCGCCAGCUGCCGAGUAUCAUCCUGAUUUUCCUAUGCAAGCCCUCACUAUAGAGCGGAACAGGACUUGGGAAGAGCUCUCCAAUCCCUCCUCCGACUCUUUGUGGAACGCGGGCUUACCAGGCAUCACCGGCUGGGUGCAGAUCGAACACGCCCGAGACUAUAACCUGCCCCGGGGAAUUCCUUCUCUGGGUAAAUACGAAGUUUACAUCACCACUUGGGGCCAUCAGCACCAUUGUCUAAAGAUCCUUCGUCGAGAAUUUUCCAGCGUCGUGCGCGGCGAAAGCAUCCUGAUUAACUCGAUGACCAAUGGUACAAAGACACCACACAGCGAAGCAGCAGGCCGCAAGCUAUACCACCUAAUGCAUUGCUUUGACUACCUCCGCCAAACUAUUGCCUGUGCUAGCGAUUUAACACUCGAGGGAAUUAACAAAGAGUCUAACGACACAUUCUUCGACAUCGACGGGUACGGUGUAGUACAUAUGUGUAAGAGUCAGAAUGCAAUUGGGAAUUGGCUUAUAUCUCAUGCGCCGGAGGAAGAUGGGUUCCAGCAGCACAUUGAGCUCUGA
Messenger RNA from Trichoderma citrinoviride, 597 nucleotides. RefSeq lists its product as hypothetical. The transcript has 5 exons. Lineage: Eukaryota; Fungi; Ascomycota; Sordariomycetes; Hypocreales; Hypocreaceae. Bases 1 to 597 code for a protein of 198 amino acids. Gene Ontology annotation, biological process: mycotoxin biosynthetic process. The record is from RefSeq and is a predicted model, not a curated record.